GGGUGGCAACUGGCAAGGCGGCCGCGGCAGGACAACAAUCUCAACAACAGGCAGUCGGCCCAAAUGGCAACUCAUCCAUCAAGUUAGUUGUAGUGACAGGAAGCCGGCAAUAUGGUUUGUGCCAACAGCAAAUAUUGUGUAUUGGAUGGUAACUAUAUAUAACAUGAACUGAAAGUACGUCGUAUUUGCCUUUUCUUUUAAAGCAAAUCAGAGACCACUUAAUUGUGCGGCAUCUUCCUUGGUACCAUAUAUCAAGCUUCUUAUGAAAAUAUUUAUGUCAACCUCCACACCAAGGUUUGUGUUGAAUAAGGAAGAGUAGUGCGCAGCAGGCAAGCAACGACCAUGAAAAUGACUUGGGCCAGCAGAGCUAGAUGGCGACCUUUUGGAGCUAGUGAGACUGCUCAGAUGAUACUGUCUGGGGGUCCUGAAUAUUACAUACUGUGAGAGGGCGACGAGAAUCGAUCAGUUGACCACUCAGUAGUCGAGGCACCAUCUCGCCGCCAAGAUCAUCUUUCCAGCGACCAGGCUCCACUCACUCGGUAAUCGGUAUUGCAUCUUCUUUCCCCUCUGCAUCAAUUCAGUAUUUCAGUUGCUUACUGGCUUUCCGUGUAUGCAGUCUCCAUUACCGUUGAACUUCAGGCACCAUGGGUCCUGUCAGUCUCUUCUUCCUCAUACUUGCAACUCCAGCACCAUUGUUCACCGCGGCACAAGGCUUUGGCUAUCCGACAGCCAACCUCUCGACACUGUGGGUCAACCACGACGCCUCCCUCCCGCACAGCGUCCACUACAAAGGAGGUUUAGCCGCCCGCCCCAUCCUUCUCCAUUCACAAAGUGCCCACUAUGGCCAGUCCUUUGCCACAGGAUUCUUCUGUGCCCCACCUUGCGACAUGUUCUACUUUGCUGUAUUCAUUGUCCGAACGGACCGUGGCGCCCGUAUCAUUGACGGGAAUCCACAGGUGGUCUGGUCUGCCAAUCGGGCUCGUCCUGUUAGCGAGAAUGCCACCGUUGAGCUGACUUCGGGUGGUGAAUUGGUCCUUCGUGAUGCUGAUGGUAGCCUGGUCUGGUCUACCGGACGCUCAGGUCGGCCGGUAGCUGGCAUGGUGAUCACCAACAUUGGCAAUCUGGUGCUGUUUGAUCUGAUGAAUGCAACUGUAUGGCAGUCAUUUGAUCAUCCUACCGACACGUUGGUCCCUGGGCAGUCACUUGUGGAGGGCAUGAGGCUCACAGCAAGUACCUCCGCAACAAAUUGGACAGAGAAUCAGCUGUAUGUCAAUGUACGCCAGGAUGGUUUGUAUGCUUACGUCGCAUCUGCACCACCACAACUCUACUAUAUGCUGACAUCAAACGAAGAAAAGACAGGAAAUGAAAUAACAAAGGUUACAUUCAUGAAUAGCAGCCUCUGCAUCUUUCUUAACUCAACAUAUCCAGAUCCGAAUAGCAUAUCAUGGCCAACAACUACGUCCAGCCAGUUCAUAAGGCUGGAAUCUGAUGGCCACCUGAGGAUGCAUGAAUGGGAUAUGGCAGAAGAAACUUGGCCUGCUGUGGAGGAGGUAACAAAGCCAAAAUUUGGUGACUGUGGUUUCCCAACUGUGUGCGGGGAGUAUGGAAUAUGCACAGGCAGGAAGUGCACCUGUCCCCUUCAGGAUAACAAUAGCUCAGGCUACUUCAAGCCGAUUGGUGACCCCAAGGACAAUCUUGGUUGCACACCCCUGACCCCAAUCUCUUGUAAAGAAAUGCAACACCAUCAGUUCUUAACCCUCGACGAAGUUUCUUACUUCGAUGUAAACCACUCCUUUGUGAAUGCAACCAACCAAGAUGAUUGUAAGCAAGCCUGCUUGAAAAACUGCUCCUGCAGGGCCGUCAACUUCAGACGUUACUUUGAGCAGACUGAAACCGACGGCCAUUGCUUCUGGGUGACCAAGGUCUUCUCCUUGCAAUCAAUAAAACUUGAACCUGUUAAUUACAAGAGCACAGUUUUCAUCAAGGUGCAGGUUGGCCCUUCCAACUCAGCUGCUCCUUCUGCUCAUUCCGCAAACAACAGCAACCUCAUUUUAGGCACCACAAUUCCAGCUAUUAUUACUGUUGUAUUACUUGUUGUUGCUGUCACCAUUUAUCUACAGAGGAGGAGAGCAUAUUAUGACAAGAAAGAUGAAGACUUCAAUUUUGAUCAAUUUGCUAGAAUGCCGGCCAGGUUUUCUUUUCAGAAGCUGAGAGAAUGCACUCAAGGGUUCAAUAAAAAACUUGGAGAAGGUGGAUUUGGAUCUGUUUAUGAAGGGAAAUUAGGUGAAGAGAGAGUUGCAGUGAAACGUUUGGAAAGUGCUAGACAAGGAAAGAAAGAAUUCUUGGCAGAGGUACAGACAAUUGGAAGCAUCGAACACAUCAAUCUUGUCAGGCUGAUUGGCUUUUGUGCAGAGAAAUCUCAGAGGCUUCUAGUAUACGAAUACAUGCCGAGAGGGUCACUUGAUAGGUGGAUCCAUUAUCGCCACAACAAUGCCCCACUUGAUUGGCCCACACGGUGUAGAAUAAUUCUGGAUAUUGCCAAGGGCCUAUGCUAUCUUCACGAGGAGUGCAGGCAAAAGAUAGCUCAUUUGGACAUCAAACCACAAAAUAUUCUCUUAGAUGAGAAAUUCAAUGCUAAAGUGGCUGAUUUCGGACUAUCUAAGCUAAUAGACAGGGAUCAAAGCAAGGUAAUGACGGUGAUGAGAGGCACACCUGGAUAUAUGGCACCUGAAUGGUUAACCUCGCAAAUCACUGAAAAAGUUGAUGUCUACAGCUUUGGAGUUGUUGUCAUGGAGCUAAUAAGUGGGAGAAAAAAUAUUGAUAAUUCUCUGCCUGAGGAGAGUUCUAACCUCAUCAAUUUGUUACGAGGAAAGGCUCGAGAUAAUCAGUUGAGUGAUUUGAUUGACAAGCAUAGUGAAGACAUGGUCGCACACCAGGAGCAAGUGAUUCAAAAGAUGAAGCUUGCAAUGUGGUGCUUGCUAAAUGAUGGCUGUCAAAGGCCUUCCAUGUCGACAGUGAUCAAGGUACUGGAUGGUGCAAGGAGUAUAGAAACUGCUAUUCUUCACAGAUUUCAUGAUAUAAAUUCAGCCAUGUCUGUUCAAGACACAUCCGCAUAUUCGGUUAAAGCUCAAGCAUCCGUCUUAUCUGGACCAAGGUGAAAUGACUAGCUAACAAGAAGACAUCCAACUUGAUUAUACACUUGGUUUGUAAUAGUUUUUUAAAUAUUAUCCAUUUUGCAGUUUGAAAGUGUGUUAUAAAUAGCGUGAAAAGAACAAUUCCCAGCAAAUAUAUAUGUUUGAUUGUUCGGUGAAGUCGUACCAGAUAAAUUUUCAUCUGCGUAUUACCUGUAACCUCAUCUGGUAUUCCAAAAUUAUAUUUGCGAACUAUGUGGUAAACAAGGAAAUUACCUGUGAUGUAACUAAUACUAUAACAAUCUACGGAACAUUGAAUUCCAGAAUUUUGCAACUAGAGUUACAGACCUGAUGGGGAUGAGCACCUUAUGGAGAUGGCUCAAGGCAUAGGGAUCUAAGGAGAAAGAUGAGACCAGGAUGACAAACUUUAGACGAGAGAAAAAUAAGUGAUUUUUCUGAUGUUUUCCAUAUUCAACACAAAAGGAUUAAUGAUGGUAAUAGCGCUGAUACUUUAAUUUGUAAAUUUCUAGGUUGGCCACUAAAAUGAACAUGUCACUAUGUCAGUCUCAUAUGUCAAAAUGAUAAUACCACUCUUUUAAAAAAAAAUAGCAGCAACACUACAUACUCUUGCAAACAAAAGUUGACUAUCCUCUUUCAUAUGUGGGGGUGGGGCCAUCACUAUAUGAGCUGCCACAGGGAG
Hordeum vulgare subsp. vulgare (domesticated barley) is the source of this 3831-nucleotide messenger RNA. Its product is annotated as G-type lectin S-receptor-like serine/threonine-protein kinase SD2-5. Gene Ontology annotation, molecular function: protein serine/threonine kinase activity; ATP binding. Gene Ontology annotation, biological process: protein phosphorylation. The record is from RefSeq and is a predicted model, not a curated record. Bases 645 to 3158 code for a protein of 837 amino acids. The transcript has a single exon. NCBI's taxonomy places the organism in Eukaryota, Viridiplantae, Streptophyta, Magnoliopsida, Poales, Poaceae.